Messenger RNA from Ooceraea biroi (clonal raider ant), 12056 nucleotides. RefSeq names its product alpha2-adrenergic-like octopamine receptor (gene Octalpha2R). Gene Ontology annotation, cellular component: plasma membrane. Gene Ontology annotation, molecular function: G protein-coupled receptor activity. Lineage: Eukaryota; Metazoa; Arthropoda; Insecta; Hymenoptera; Formicidae. Gene Ontology annotation, biological process: G protein-coupled receptor signaling pathway. The record is from RefSeq and is a predicted model, not a curated record.
CGGACGGAGCGAUCGGUCGGACCAACAGUCAGCCUCCAGUGAGCCGAGCAAGCUCUCUUUCCCACCCUCACGCUCCCCCUCGUUACACCAGUACAUGCACACGGCAUCCGGACACGGACACGGGACACGCGCGCGCGCACGCAUCACACACACACAUACACACACGGACAUACCCGGCGUACGUACCCGCACGGGUGGACGCAGACACGCGCACCACGUACAUUCUCUCGCUCUCUCUCUCUCUUUCUCUCUCCGCCGACGUCCUGCGAGGGUCUCCAUCCACCGAGCGGCACGAGAGGGAGUUCGAGUUCCUGGCUCGUUCCUCACGGCUGCAGUGCGUUCUCAAACACCCAUGAGACAACCUCGAACCGCUCGCUCGCACGCACGCACGCAUGCACACGGCGGUCGAAGGGACACGAGGACGAUCGAGAAGCUCUCCGCAGGAUCCUCGUGAUCAGUGUUGAGGCCUGUUCUUCUUGCUGAAGAAGACAGAGACAGACAGAUAGGUAGACAAACGGAAGUCAAUCCUCCGUCGCCGCCGUCGCCGUCGCCGCCGUUGCCGCUGCCACGCGACCGUGAUACCAACGCCGACGUCAACAGAGACGCAUCCGUGUGAUCCGUAUUCUCUCUUGCUACCACCUCGCCGCCACCCCCGUUUUAUCUCGUCUCGAUCCUCCUCCACUUGCCGAUGUCCAACUGCCGCGGGAAGCCGACCGCUCGCGAGCCAAGCCCGCACGAGUGAAUCUGUGCUGACUGCUGAAGAAAGGAAGGAAGGAAGGAAGGAUCGACCCGGAGGAGAGAACUACGUCUAUCGAGACGAGAGGCAGAAAGAAAUAGAGAGAGAGCGAAGGAGAGAAAGAGAAUCUCCCGCGAGACUGAUCGGUGCUCGAGCUCGACAAGUGCGCGGAUUCAAUCUCGUCCCUGAUAAUGUCGUUUCGCGAUGUAUCCGAGUCGUGGUGGCGGCGAAACCGAUGCUGAGCGAGUGUCCAGAGCGAGGGACGACGAUUCGCGGAGCGUUUGAGAGGUCGCGUUCGCGAGGUAGGAUGCGAGAUAGAGUCUAAGUGCGGUGGUGGAGAUUGCUUGACGGUUUUCUCGCUGCGUGACGGUUUCCCGCGAUCACGGAGGUUGGCGAACGUUCGCACGCGGGGACGAAUAACGACCCUGUGCUGAGGAGACGGGGCGUGCUUCGUCGGCAGCGUCAUGUCUCUGAUGAAGACGAGCCUCCGCCGUUGUCAGAACCGAUGGAAGAGGUAGCACCGUUGAGCGGCGAUCACCAAGCGGAAGCCGGAUCGGAGGCGAGCGCGCGAGUGCCGCGACUCGAAGACGAGCAGAAGAAAGAGAACUAGAAGAUCGUUGUCUGCCGAUCGAGUCGCAACCGCGAGACGGUCGACUGACAGGCAGCUGAGCGGCACGGCAGAGGAUCACCCUGGUCACCCAAGAGGAGCAGCUCGCGAGGUGGGAAGCAACUUGCGAAGGGAAUUCCACUUACCGCGCCGCACAAACAGCCAGGUUCGAGAAGUAGCCGGAAGUACUCGAUUAAUUGAAUGAGCGAAGGGGGCAGAAUCCGGCUCAGAGGGGACGAAUCCGGCGAGAGUCACGAGCUAUCCGGGAAGAUCCGAGUUUGUUGGAGGAGGAGAGACGUCAAAGUUGGCGUCACGACGCGAGAUCAGCACGCGACGUUAACGAGAUAAACAGUUUUCGCGUCCCCUUUCGGUUGGCCGCAGUCGGCCGCAGCCGGGGGUGUGCGUUUCGCCAUAGACACGCACGGAUCAUUGGAGGAGCCGCGAGUGAACUCAUGAAUGGAUCCGCAUAAUCCGAUGACCUAGUGCCGCAUGACGGAGGGUUAGAACGAGAGACGAGUAACCGGGACACGCCGCCGCGGAAUAAUGAGGUCUAACGACAUGUAAAUAGUCUGUUGUGGACCAGUGAAUGCAGGAAAUACGAGGAACGGAGAGAGCCGCGACUCAUGCAAGCAAUAAAUUAGAGACCAACUACUGUAUGACGAGGGCACCGGCGCAGUAACGGAGGCAGCGUUACGCAGCAGCAGCUAGCCGGUCGGAUCCGAAGGUGUCAGUCACGCCGAAAUUAGCUACACUUAAGCUACCUACCCUAGAUUCUAAAAGAUUUGGUCCAAUAGAAGAAAAUAAAAAAAAGGAAAAGAGAAGAAGUAGAAGCGACGAACGAUCGCCGAACUUUACUCCGUGUUUGGCUCCCAAAACGCGUUGGCUGCGCUCCGGCAAGGAUAAGACGCGUGAACGAGCGCCACGUGUGAAUCCUAAAAUUACAACGACACCAGCGAGGUACUUAACUCGAGCAAGAGAGACGCUCCGGUGGUGAACGGGGCGAUUUUUCAAGCGCGCAAACGGCAUCAUCGUAAUCCGAGCGAUCGCCUCGAGACGCGCGCAUCGAUCAGCACGGAGGAACAAGACUCGGCGACGUCCAACGAGGUCGAUUUCCACGGACAGUUUCGCGGGUGAGACGAUCUCGCGAUCGCGGGAAAACGGCUGCCACGAGGGCGAUCCCGAGCAGACGCGAGCGGGAGGUCGUGGAGGAGCGCACGUGUCGGCAUUUGCGUAUUCGACAACGAUGGCAUUAUCCUGAAACGGGCAUGACGCCCUUGGCCUCGAGAUGCGACGAGACCACUACCCUCCUGUUGUUGCUGCUACUCGAGCUGGCACCCGGAGCACGUUGCUACACGCGCGCGGCCGCGACUACGACCACCAGCACCACCAACACCGCCAACAGCAGCACCACCAGCACCAGUACCGGUUCGUCCUUGCCGAGAUAGCAUCUACAGUCCCCGGCGAGGGUGCGAGUGAUGCCGCAUUUCGGCAGCAUUAUGACCAUCGCCGUCGAUAGCACGACAACGGCGUCCACGAGCGUCUUCGAGGGGAACAUGACGUGGUCCCGACCGACCAGCGGUGGCUCUACGUUUCCGAGUAACGAGGCCCUCGCGACUACGCGCACGGCGAUCACAUAUAGCAGCAGCAGCAGCAGCAGCAGCGAGCAUCGGGAACGUGAGAACGACGCUACCAGCAACAGUCGUGACAAUCGGCUCCUCAGCAACGGCGGGGAGUACGCCGUGAGAGGACCGAGCGAGGACGGUGCUAGCGGAAACAACGAAAAACACAUCGAGAGCGGCGGCGAGCGUGACAGCAGCAACGCGAGGGGGGACCUGGGGGGCGGCCUGGCGGCAAGAAAGGCAGCUUCCCACCGCCAUUGCGGCCAGACUUCAGAAACUCGAGUUUGCGGCAGGAACACCGUAGGCGCGACAAAGAGUGGGGAAACUGCAUUUACUGGCGAGGAAAACGUGGCAGGGAUAGGUACUGGGGGUGGCAGUGAAGAAAGUGUCGACGACGUAGGCAGUACUGCCGAUAGUGUGAGUGUGAGUACAGGUGUGUUGAAUAGCACGGAGGAAGGAGUCACGAUCGAAUACGGGAAGGGUCUGUUGCUCUUCGGCUUCAGCGGCUUGAACAUUGUCGGCGACACGAUGGAGGACACGAUCGGCGCGUUCAACGACUCGUUCAACGCGAGCCUGCGCUAUCCCUGGAACAUCAGCCUGUACAACGAGACCUUCGUCCUGGGCCUGUAUCCGUCUGGCUACACCCUGCCGCACAUCGUCCUGGCGUCGAUCGUGGCGACGCUGCUGAUGAUCGUGAUCGUCGUGGGUAACAUGCUGGUGAUCAUCGCCAUCGUCACGGAGAAGGCUCUCAAGAACAUUCAGAACUGGUUCAUCGCCAGCCUCGCGGUGGCGGACUUCUUCCUCGGCCUCGUGAUCAUGCCGUUCUCGCUCGCCAACGAGAUCAUGGGCUACUGGAUCUUCGGUUACUGGUGGUGCGACAUCUACUCCGCCAUGGACGUGCUGCUGUGCACCGCCAGCAUCAUGAAUCUGUGCCUGAUCAGCCUGGACAGGUUCUGGAGCAUCACGCAGGCGGUCGACUACCUGAAGAAGAGAACGCCGGCAAGAGCGGCGGUCAUGAUCGCUCUCGUCUGGCUGCUGUCGGCGCUCGUUUGUAUACCCCCGUUACUCGGAUGGAAGAGACCCACUCCGGCCGAAGAGUUCCCCAAAUGCAAGCUGUCGGAGGACAUCGGAUAUGUCCUGUACUCUGCCCUGGGCAGCUUCUACAUUCCAUCCUGCAUCAUGGUCUUCGUGUACAUACGCAUAUACUUCGCUGCCAAGGCCCGCGCGCGUCGCGGCAUCCGGAAGCAGCCGCGUCCACGCGCGGCGGUGCCACCGGAAUCGCCGGACGUCAGGCAGACCAGCUUCACUCAGAGCACGCCGGCGACCGACACCAAGAAACCGGGAUCAGUCAUGGAGAACGUCGCCACGAUCGAGAACCAGCCGGUCCAGAUACCGAUUGUCACGUGCGACUUUGCCAGUGACGUCAGCACGUCGGAAGCCGAUCCCGGAGGUACCAGCAUCCCGCUGGAGGAGAAGGACACGUUGAAGGUGAGCGUGCCGUUGCCGACGCAGAAGAGCAACCUGAAGGCGACGCUGUCGGUGAACGGAGACCAGUCUGCAGGCGGGCAGAACGUGCCGGCGCGGUGUCGGGCGCCCAGCGUCGGCAUCGACGUCGAUAUGGUGUCCGAGUUCGAUCCCUCGUCGUCGGAUAGCGGGGUGGUGUCGAGAUGCGCGGUGGUGAAGCCGCUCAAGCUGCGGCUAUGCCAGCCGAUCUUCGGGCGCAAGCACAUAGGUAAGCUGAAGAAGGAGCACGGCGACGUGGCGCGACACCCCAAGGAGGAAUCCACCGGCGAUGGGAAGACGGCGAAGCCGCGCGAUCCCGAGCGCGAGAAGCGGCGACUCGCCAGGAAGAAGGAGAAGCGAGCGACGCUGAUCCUGGGCUUCAUAAUGGGCAGUUUCAUCGCCUGCUGGCUGCCCUUCUUCGUCCUGUACAUCUUCAAGCCAAUCUUCCCCCAUUACGAGAUACCCACGCAGGCCUUCGUCAUCGCCUUCUGGCUCGGCUACAUGAACUCGGCGCUCAACCCCUUCAUCUACACGGUCUUCAACAAGGACUUCCGCCGCGCGUUCCGUCGGAUACUGUUUAAAUGAGCGUUACAGUAUAGCGUCGACCAAGAGGGACGCUAGCGACAACCGUAUUCACCCGAGUCUUCCGGUACGCGAGUAGUCCGACGCUGACAACGAGUCGUACCGCGAGGACGAUCUUGCGCUGAUCGCAUCGCGCGACAGCCGAGCAGUUUCCCCUGGUUAUCCUCGGGAGGAACUUUGAAAUACCAUUGUACGGGAAAAUCGCAGGAAUAUGGAGCCAGAAACGCGCGGCAGAUUCGCGACGCAGGACCGUCGUCGUCCCGCAUCGAUCGCGGCAAGUUUUCGCGCUGACUUUUCGGAAUGCAAAGCGGGCGUCGUGUCGAAGGAUACGCCGAGGAAUCGCACGUGCGAAGAAUGCGUUGGGGACGAGACGGAAUCUCCUCGGGAUUCGUUCUCAUCAACGUCCCGGGAGAGCACAUGGGAGAGAGACCCCGUUCGCGACUGCGAAAUCAACGUACAAUCUCACGCCGAAACUGUGUGAUACAUAUAUAUCGCCAGCCACUCUAGAGACAAGAGAUCCGUAGCUAGCCAGCAACGAGUUUCCGGGAACGUCGCGGUAUCCAAAAAGAAGAAGAAGAGUAGAGAGAAAGAGAGAGAGAAGGAUAAAAUUGUCUCCGCGUCGUUGAGCGACAAGACGAGACUACGGAGCAUCUCCAUCGAAUCUCCAUCAGCACGGCAUGUUCGUCUCGAUCACCGGACCCGUUAAAUUAUGCAGCGUAUCGAGGAUCGGGUACAACGCAGUAAGUUUCACGCGACUCCACGGACCUCGUGCAUGCAUCCUUAGCUCGGUGCAUGCGACCUUAAGAUCAACGAAUUUACGAAAAGCACGCUGGUUCGGCUGGUUCCUCCAGGGAACACGAUCCGCCAGGCGCGGCGAGUAUCCUUUACGAGUUUACGAUGUACCUUGCAAAAGCGAGUCGCUUCGUAAGAGACCAAGAGCAAGCAGCAGCAUAUCGCUCCUUCCUCCAUCUGCGCCAUAUUUUUUUUACUGGCCCUCGUUAAGGGAAGCGAGGGACACAGGGAAAACGGAACGACGACCAGCGUGUCCAGCUCUCGAUGAACAGGGGGACGCUGUUCCCGUGCCUAAUCUCUUGGUCCGGUUCGCAGGCAUGACAAUCCAAAGUCGCGUGUACGCGACGCAACGUGCACGGCGCGCUUUCGUAGAGGGAUGUUUUUUCGGAGGGGUUGGAUCGGGGUAGAUCGCCCGAGAGAAUUACAAGCUUCACUGUCGGGACUCUCACCGAGCAUCGUGGCAGAUGCGGGAUCAUCAUACGAUGACGCGGAAGCGUCCGGCUGGUCGAAGAUCGAGGAGGCAGGAUCCUACACGAACCGAUCAAACCGCACGACGACGUUCAUCAGCCAGCGUUGAGGAUCGUCGGCGGAUUUACAAUGACAAAUAAAUGGAGAUACGCGAGAGAGUGUAAGAUAACGUUUCCUAUUAAGUAGAUGCACGCGCAGGGCUCCGCUCUGGAGCGGGGCCCCCCUUCAAACGUCCGGCAUUUCACACACAAUCGUGAGUCUUCGAUGUUACUUUUAACGGAGGUUUAAGCAUGUGUAGGAUUUUACGAUUAACAAUUCUGUCACGUACGUGCGCGGGCACAUGGAACGAAAGAGAGAGAGAAAGAGAAUGUAUGUGUGUCUGUGCGUAGUGUUCAUGUAGUUCCUUUCAUGCUGGAAAAAAGGUACAAAAAAGCCCUGUAUUCUAUAUAUAAGCAGGUCCUUCUAUCGCAGCCUAACUGCACAGCAAUAAUUGACUUUUCGUUCGUUCGAGAGCGCUUGGUACACACGCGGAACGGGAUAUCGCGAUAACACGGUAGGCAAAUCGGCGCGAGAACGAUCAAUUUACGCGAGUACGCGCGCAGCGUGUACGCGCGUGAUGAUACGAACGAUCGCUUCGCGCUGCAGGGUCCAAAAUUGAGAAUCUAGAUAAAAGCGAUGCGUACGCUACAAGAGUGGGUGAGUGGCGUAUCGUGGGGUGGGCACAGGCGUAUGGGGGUGUUACGACAGGAUGAUCGAGAACCACCAGUUAAUUCCCGAGACGAUCCACCAAUUAAUGAGAUUCCGUCUCUCCCGAGACAGAAAUAUUAUUUCCGUAAGACGGAAAUCCCGUUCCCCGUGCCUGCCACUGCGAAACAGAUGCUCCUUACCGUGUCGGCACGGAAACUGAUGAGCCUCGCGCGCGUAAAACGAUCAUACACGGCAUGGGGAGACACCAUGAGACAGAAUAGAGAGAGAACGGGGGCUCUGCACACCUGUGCUCUCGACGUUCCGUGGAACAACACGGGCACGAUACUCAUAUCGUUCCAUCAAGGCGAGAUCUUCGCGGCGCAUAUUUUCCAAGAGAUCCAACGCGAGAGAGAGAGUGUGUGUGUGUGUGUGAAAGGGAGGAAAGAGUGAGAAAGAGGGAGGGACGAGCGAGAAGAAUUCCGGGAUUUUUCUCUUCCGGAAUUCUCGAAGUAGCGGUGACAGCCCGCCUUUUUCCAUCGAUCUUGCAUUUUUCAUUUGAGAAAACGGCAAGAGAAAAAAAAAGAGAGAAAGAGAGAGAGAGAGAGAGAGAAGAUAAUAGCAACACCAGCACCUUAAAUCCACUAUGCCCGAUAUAGCGUGUACAUUAGCGGAAAUGUACCCGCUCACGCACGUACGUGACGCGCAAUACACAACAACGAUAAAUCGAUAAGCACUUUCGCGCGUCUGGUUCCAUGAGUUUAAGAAUGCGUGUGCGUGUUUAUUGCGUCUGUGUAUGCGUGCCCGACUUUGCCUGCCUGCAUGCAUGCGUGUACUCUCUCGUGUCUUGCUCUUCACCGCGCUCGCUUUCUCACUUCCUGUCUAACUUUCCGAGACUUUCAUCUCCCCUGACCCCCACCCCCUCGAGAGUUUCCCUUAAACGGUCCCGUCUGUCAUUAGCCUUAACUUCCUCGCUAAUGUUACCCGUAACACGUAAAAUCUCCGGCUGUUUUAGCGUGUGUACCCUACACGCCGGUAAUUAUUAUAUAGUUAAUUUAUUAUACAGUUGUAAGCACAAUUACGACAUUACAGUACAGCUUCCGAGGGUGCUGCAAUAGUUCCCCUAGAAUUUUCGAGCUUCCUCAGGAUCUUUCUACAAACUCUCUGAUCCGAUUCUUCUCUUCCAGUACUCUCUUUCUCUCACGCUCCUUUCUGUCAUCGCUACUUCUAUCUUCACGUCUUUCUUCCUAAACCUGAAGGUGCCGAAAGAGGAAAAAAAGAGAGUAGCGGGAUGGCACCGAGCGAUCGCGGAUGGUACUGAGUACAAAGGGUGACGAUAUGGAAUUCGCCGAUAAGAUUGUGGCACUCGUUUGACGCAUUAUUGGCGUAGCCGGGAAUCAAUAAGGGUGUACACUUCCCUUGCCCUCGCUUUUCUUCGCCUCUCUUUUCCGCAGCGGCAAGAAGGUGAGAGAAGAGGUAGACGUGUGUUUCCACUCUAUGGCAAUCGAUUGCACGGACGCCGGCGGUCGUUGGACCCGCCGUGGUUAUUUGUGUCUGGCCACCAUAUGGCAAAUAUGCAAACGGGAUCGCGCGAAGUCACACGUAAUCGACGGGGAAUAUUUAGACAACGACCGCGGUCCCGAUUGCGCUUUGCGAUCGACACUUUUAUCCCGGCGGAAGCGCGCGAGGCGCUUCUCUUCCGUUCCGUCGCGCGUUCGCGAGUAUUUUCCGAUAACUACGCCGGAAAUAAGCGAGAGAAAGGGAGAUCUCGCCUUUUAAUCGGCGUCUGGCUGAUUAGAACGCGGGUCCGAUCCCGCGUAUCGCGUGUUCGUUCGAUGAAAGCGUUCUCUUGUUUCCGCACAACGUAAUUCAGCACGUUCUCUCUGUAACGCGCGCUUGAAUAAGAGGAAGAGAGAGAGAGCCCGGGCAUUUUCAUAUUUUAGUACAGUCGUUUCCAUCACGGUGCGCAAGAACGCAAAGCAGAAAGAUCUCUCGCAUUAAUAUCACGCACGCGUGCGCGCGCACGCGGAUUACACGAUAUAAUAAAGCAAGCUGUUUAAUACGAGAAUUUAAUGCGGCACCUUUAUCUCACGCAAGGUAGUAACUCCGCGAUCGUCGAGCAGUUUGCCGUGUGAAUGCCAUGCAUUCGCGCACGUUAAUUUCAACUUUUACCGGACACGCCACUUCCUCGGGCGUGUUUUAUUUCGGUGCCCGCGUACUUACUCGCGUCUUCCGUCGUUGCAAUAUUAAAGCAACUAUUACGUGCCGGUAUUUAUAAUCUCCAGCAACGAGCGAAGGAUAUAUUCGAAGAUCAAGUAUUCCGCCAGGAACAAUUAAUAACACGACACCCCAAGGAAUAAUUGAACGGGAACUAAAAAUAUAUAACGUGAAAUAUUCUACCGGUCGCGCGGAUGACGAGCGGAGCGGACAGAGAGAAAGAGAAAAAAAGAGAGAAAAGGAAGAGAGAUCAAUUAUAACGAAUGUUAUUCUAUAAUUAUACCGUUAAUUUCGCGGUCGAUUAAACGGGGAAGGGGCAGCGAGAGAGCGAGACACGAGUGUGGACACAUCGAACUCGAGCAAACCGAGUUUCGACGAAUAAGGUAGUCCGCAAGCGAGCGUGUAAGAUCAUCCAGCGUGAAGCACGUGAGUGGAUGAUUCGCGAGAAUGAUGACGGAUGAGCGCGAGAGAGCGCACACACAUCGUAUUACAGAUAUUAAUGCAUUAAGAUUAAAAUCAAUCGAGAACAAUUAAGGGAUGUAAGUAGCGCGUAAGGAAUUAUGACCGUUUACCAAUUUGUCAUCAAUUAAAUUAAUACGUGUAAAACACCAGUCGCUCUAGGCGUGGUGGGCAUUUUUUGCAAACAAGUCUUUCGGAUAAUAUUUCUCUGUAUGUGUGUGUCAGUAACUCAGUUAACUACUUUACGAUAAAUACUAAACGAGAAAUGCUCUCCGAGAUGCGGCGCGGGGUGAGCGUGGCGGCCGUUUCCGGGCUGGACGAGUCGCGAGUCGCGAACCGCCGACCAGAGCCGGUAAUGAUCCGCGCCAAUUACUCCAUCAUUAUCGUCGUCGUCAUCAUCAUCAUUACUAUCAUUAUAAUCAUCAUCAUGGCGAUCGUGCUGUCCAGCUGCGAAAACGCGCGCGCGACGACACGCCGCACCACUCGUGCGGCGCUAUACAUAUAUAUAUAUAUAUAUAUAUAUAUAUAUAUAUAUUAUUAUAUUAACGACACAAGCGAGAGCGGCCGCGAAACCGCGAGCCAUACAUUGUACACACAUUGUAUAUUAUUAUAUACCGUUACUACCAUUACCGAUACGCUAACUAAUUAAUUAAUUAGGUAUUACUAAUCAAAGUAGGAAUUCAACGAUUAUUAUUGAUCUUAUUAUUACCCGUUAUUUCCAAUUCGCCGACGGCGAUGGGUCCUCCGCACGUCGCGCGCGGGAUCGUCGUUGCACCCGCUAUAAAAAUAAAAAAAUAGAACAAAAAGGUAAAAAACACGGGGGAUAACUUGCGCUCUUUUCCCUGCCCUCUUUCCGCGGAAACAAGAAGAGAAAAAGAAUUAAUAGCGCUUCCAAUUUAUCGGACUUCGAGCCGUCCGUCCCAGUCGCGAGUAACUCGAUGGGACGAAAAGUUAUUUGUCACCAGGAGGAGAAAAGUAAGGUGGAAAAGGAGGGCGAAGACGAUGGGAGAAAUGCAAGCGGAAACGCGACGGUGGACCGCGGAUCCGCGAUCGUUUCCCGGGAAUACGGAGAAUUUGAGGGAAUCUUCCGGUCCAGUUUUCGUUUGCCUAAAAGCCACCCCCUGCCCUCAACUCUCUCCAUCCCCCACGAAUUAAACGCUUCCGCCGUGGUGAAACGGCGCAUGGGAUUUAUCGCGCGGUCGCGAUGAGACGGGGUUCUUAUCUCACAAUGCGGGGCCGCGGGAGGGUUGAGAGAGGGUGGACGGGGACGUCGCGGCGAUAUUCUUCCCUAUUUGGCACGAAUCCCUGAAUUUUCGGGCGAAACGAACCGCGUCGACCUCAUGAAGGAAUUUUUACAGUUAUGACGGGCGAGAUGGUCAUCCCCCUUCCACCCCCCUCGCGACUCAUUCCUUCGGAUCACUCGAGGGUAGAGGAAACUCGUCUCACGUUGCGGCAGUCACGAUGCGCGAUUCGUGACACUCGAUUCGUCGUGAAAUAACGAGAAACAUCACCCGAAGGCAAAGGAAAUCAGCUCGCGAGCUCGCGCCAGUCAAUGAUGCUAAUAAAAUGACUUUCUCGAAGCUUUAAGUCGCAGUCGAUCUAUUCGAUUAAUUUCAAAGUUAACUCUGGUCUUACACCGUUCGCAUUCUUUCUGAUCGUUUGCUUGUCUCAAUGUCUAUGAUAGAAACGUAGCUCUGUCGCGCGAGAAAGCCACGCAUGACGGAAAUCAUCAGAAAAAUUCGUCUUUCCACGAUCGCGAUAAUAAAAUAACUGUCCGUGUUUUUCAGUCCGCAACUCCAAAUGAUGAAACCACGAGCGCGUUGCUAUCGAUAGGCGACAUCAGUGCAAAGCAAAAAGAAAAAAAAACAGCAUUUCGUUAUUCGACCGAUCAAUUAACGCGGGAUAAAUGGACAUCGCAUCAAUUUCGCACGUUCGGGUUAACGUAAAUCUGCCGCGCGCGCGUCGAGCUGCUCUCGCUCGCAUCGCGAAUAAUUUUCGCUCGUAUUUCACGGCACCUUUUUAAAUGUUGCCCGCGCGCGUGCUCGUUACACGCGGGAGGUGGCGGAGAGACUGGCGGCGGGGUGGCGGGGGACGAUCAUUUAUGUCGACCGCGAUUUAUGUUCCCGUCAUCGCCCCGCUAGAUUUAUGCGCUCGCCGGACGACUCGGAUCCGAAACGAGCGAUUUGCGAUCACUAUGCGGGUGUAUUACGACGUAUUUCCCGCGCCAGGGACGCCGCAUCGCCGGCAGACUUUUACUCUAUCGAUAAUAUUGGAGCAAUGAAAUCACUGUGAUAUCACUAAAACGCUUUUAAAAUGUGCGACGGGAUUGAGAACGACGCCACGUAAAAUUGGCGAGGGCGAGAAAGAGAGAGAGAGAGAGAGAGAGAGA